Messenger RNA from Spodoptera exigua (beet armyworm), 300 nucleotides. NCBI's taxonomy places the organism in Eukaryota, Metazoa, Arthropoda, Insecta, Lepidoptera, Noctuidae. The record is from the annotation of a GenBank genome assembly.
AUGGUGAAGAUACCUGAAUGGGACGACCGCGACGCUAACCAUCGUACGGAGGAAGAGUCCUGGGAGGAGAUCUGUCGACACUCAAACCAACACAACACGCCAAUGACUCUGAUAGAGUUAGAAGAAUUCGCCGAGAUCUCAUCCCAUUUGAUACCGCCUACGCCUAACUGUACUAACCAACAACGAAUUCAAAAGGCUAUGAAUAAACUUCGAGAGCUUUACAAUCUGGAAUUCAGGAUGAUUUGCCACAAAUGUGGUACGGGACACUAUCAAGAUGAAGUCACUGCGCCCGAACGCUAA